Ruditapes philippinarum (Manila clam) is the source of this 6794-nucleotide messenger RNA. Its product is annotated as NFX1-type zinc finger-containing protein 1-like. The transcript is spliced from 3 exons. The record is from RefSeq and is a predicted model, not a curated record. Gene Ontology annotation, molecular function: helicase activity; zinc ion binding. Lineage: Eukaryota; Metazoa; Mollusca; Bivalvia; Venerida; Veneridae. Gene Ontology annotation, cellular component: nucleus; nuclear RNA-directed RNA polymerase complex. Bases 424 to 6741 code for a protein of 2105 amino acids. Gene Ontology annotation, biological process: regulatory ncRNA-mediated heterochromatin formation.
GGUUUAAUGGAUGACUUUAUGUGAGUUUAAAGUUUGCAUGGAGCAAUUUAAUAAAAGAAGACGUGAAACACGUAUGCAAUCGAAAGUAAAAAGUACUGUUAGCCAAGCACGGGGAAGGAAACGAACAAUAGGAACUAAACCGACAUUUUUUCUUUUUUCACAAAGACUAUUCUAUGUACAGUGACCUUUCGUUCUAAGUGUGACAACACAGUGUCCAUUGAUUAUAAGACUGCAAAUUCAAUACGACCCAGAUUGCAACAUACAGUUUAAUACAGAUGUCACAUGAUAAAUACCGUUUUAUUAAGGAAACAUAAGAGAAAUCAACGGAAGUGUUACAUACAAAGAAGAGGAAAUGAAAUAUGGUAAUAAGAGAUAGCAAACGAGGAGAUACAUUCAAAGCACGUGCAAUUGAGGUGUGACAUCAUGGCGUCAUUAGAUGACGACAACAAUUCUGGAAAAUUAUAUCCGCUUCCAAUAUAUUUUGAGAAUGACGGUUCAUCAAGAGAAACUAUGCCAGCUGAGGUGCGUGGCCGUGGAAGAAGCAGACCACCUGCUCCUUACAGGGGUCGAUCUCGGGGCGGCCGUAGAGGAUCCCACCAUGGAGACAAUAAUGGAACAGAUGGUACGCAGGUCACAUCUAAUGAAAGAGGGCGAAACAGGGGUAAUUUGAUACACCGAGGUCGAGGGAGGGGAGGUUUUCGUCGUGGGGCUCUUACAUCAGAUGAAUCUGAAAGACAAAAUUUAGAAACUGAAAAUUGUAACACAAAUAACAGCGAAGAACAGGUAAGAAGAAGAAGACCCGAGUCUCGGGAUAGGAGACAGAGGCCUGAGGUCACGGAUAAUUUUUCUGAAUCCGAAACGUUUAAUCAGCAGAAUGUUAGAAGUAAUAAAAAACCUUCCAAUUUUAGGGGAAAUAUUUUAAAAUUAAUUAAAAGCGAUGAUCCAGAUGGUGUAGUGCUAGAUAUUGUACAGUCUAGAAGUGGGUUUGUUGAGUAUAUAUCUAAAACACCUGAUCCAAAAGCUGUUUUUAACAUAAUUGAUUUAUUGUGCAAAGUAACAGACUCUAGCUUGCUUGUGCAUAGAAGAGAGGUAAUGGAAGAAGUUGAAAAAAGUUUUCUUCACAAUUUGACGGAAAUAUUGAAUAAGAUAAGUAUGAAAGAUAAAGAUACUUAUUGCCUUUGGCAUUCCAAGGAAAAUCUUCUUCGAUUCUUAAGCAAUGUUUCAAAGUUGAUCAGCAUGGUGGUAACGACCCUUCCGUCGUCAUUAAGUAAGUGCAAAAGUGUGAUAACGGCAAUUAAAGAUGUAAAAGAGGAGCAUAAUGUAAGCGGUAUAGAGGAUGCUCUAAAUGAGGUUGAUGAUGUUUUUAAAAGGGAAAAAGAGGCAAAACAAAGGUUAGAAGAAGCGAGCGAGAGCAGAAAGCAUCGGCAAACUAUACCAUUUGGGAAAGUACCUGGAUUCGAGGAAAUGGGACUUCCGCCCGACAACUUUCGUGAAAUAUCAAUAUUUCCUACUUUAAAAGACUUGCAAGUAGAUGAAAAGCCAUUUCUAAGAGCUAAUAAGACCAAGGGAAAAUACGACAGUUUAGAUACUUAUCUUGAUGUUCAGUUUAGGUUACUUAGAGAAGAUUAUGUCCAGCCUUUGAGAAAAGGUAUCACUGAAUACAGAACAGCCAUUAAGGAAGGGGUAAAAAUAACACGACUACGAGAUAUCCGUUUAUAUCAUGGAGUGCAAAUAUUACGACCAGUUUGUUCAGGUCGCGGUAUCAAUCAUAUACUGCAAUUUGAUACAAGUAAUUUCAAAAGAAUGAAUUGGAUUGCGUCAAGGAGACUUCUGUAUGGCUCACUAGUGUGUCUUUCAAAAGACCAUUUUGACACUGUCUAUUAUGCAACAGUCACUGAGAGGGAUGCAAAAGAUUUAAGCGACGGAUUUAUUCAGGUUUAUUUUGAGAAGAAAGAAGAUAUGCUUGAAAUUCUGCCAAAUGACGUUUUCGUUAUGGCUGAAACUACAGCUUAUUUUGAGGCAUUUCGUUAUGUGCUAGAGGGUUUACAAGAAAUGGAUUGUAAUAUGCCGCUGCAACGGUAUAUAAUUGAUUGUGAAACAACUCUGCAACCACCAAAAUACUUAAUAUACCCUGAUAGACAAAAGUAUGACUUUACCUGCUUAUUAAAAGACGUUACACAAAGCGCAAAAUUCCCGGUACUUGAUACACAAAAAUGGCCACCUGCAUCAGAUCUUGGAUUAGAUUCUUCGCAGUAUGAGGCAAUAGUGAAAGCUAUAACCCAAGAGCUUGCAAUAAUACAGGGUCCACCGGGUACAGGCAAAACGUUCGUGGGUCUAAAAAUAGCGGAACUUCUUCUUAGUAAUUCCAUCUCGUGGAAAAGGAAACAAGAAUGUCCAAUUUUAGUCGUUUGUUACACAAAUCAUGCAUUAGAUCAAUUUCUUGAGGGUAUUUCUAGGUUCUCUGACGGGCAGAUUGUUAGAAUCGGUGGCAGGUGUAAAUCGGACACUCUGCAAUCUUUUAUUCUUAAGAAUAUCAAACGUCAGAGAAAAGAAGAGAAAAAGAUGUCAUUUAGAGUGAUGCAAAGCGAAAGGGACUGUAGAGGUCAGCUUAAAGACAGUGAACGAAAAAUUGAACAGAUAAGCAAUCAGCUGAAGAACACCUCUAUCAAAUUAAUUUCAUACAACAAUCUCAGCCCGUUUAUGACUGAAGAACAAAGAAAUGCUUUCGAAGAUAAUAUAUCAGAUAAUUCAUUGAAUAACUGUCUCUCUAAAUGGCUUUCUUUUGUAAGUCCAAAUGAAGGUGAAACAACUAACGAAUCAGCGCCUGACAAAUUUAAACAAGUUUGGAAACUUGCUAUACUAGAAAAUGUGACAGAUCUCCCUGAAUUCGAACGCAAUUCGUUACGUUACGUAUGGGACCUUGAACUUGGUAGACGUGCGGAAUUGUACAAAUCCUGGAUUUCAGAGUUCAUAGAAAACAUUCGGUUUAAGGUUGAAAAUGAAUCCGGACCAAAAGACCAUUAUCUAAGCCUUUUAUCUAAAGCAAACGACACAAUCCUCGAUAUAGAAACGUUGCUAGAAUACGUUUCUAAGCAAACAACUCGAAUACAGGUUCAAAUGCUCAUUGCUGGUCAGGUAGUCUUAACAGAUAAUGUUAUGAUGAAGUGGCUUGAACUUACAGGCAAAAAGAAAGCUGUGCCAUUGAUUCGGGCUGUACUCGAAACUAUUGCUAGUAAUGAUGGCGAUAAGGGUACAACAGAGGAAAAUGAAAUUGAAAACGAAGAUAAUGAUUUAGAAGAGGAAAGACAGCUUGACGAAGACGAUGAUUUUUCAUAUGACUUUAGCAAACCAAAGGAUAUAAAAAGAAAUCAAAACAAAAGUGAUGAUGAAUGGCUUGUUAAUUUUGACGAAAGAAAGAGCGCACAUAAAGUAAAAAAUAUGUUUAAUUCUGCAAAGAAAUUGAGUGCAGUAAAAGCUGAAUUAUACGAAGAUGUCUGGAGGCUGCCUAACAACGUCCGUUGUGAGCUAUAUUGUUACUGGGUACAAGUAUAUCGCCAAUAUCUUAAAGCCGAAGUUAAAAUUCACGAAGAGGAAUUUAAUAAAGCAACCGAAAAGCUAGCAGAAGUAAGAGAUAUGGAAACUCUGGAAAUACUAAAAGAAGCGAAUAUAAUGGGUAUGACAACUACGGGAGCGGCAAAAUAUAGGAAGCUUUUGCAGUCUGUGCGUCCUAAAAUUAUAAUUGUUGAAGAAGCCGCAGAAGUUUUAGAGUCCCAUAUUGUGACAACAUUGAACGAAAACUGCCAACAUCUUAUACUUAUAGGUGACCACAAACAACUGCGGCCAUCCACAACUGUUUACGAACUUUCUAAAAGAUAUGAUAUGGACAUAUCUCUUUUUGAAAGAAUGGUACGUAACGAAGUUCCAUGUGUAACACUAGAAGAACAACACAGAAUGAGACCCGAAGUAUCGGUUUUGUUACGACAUGCAAAUUUAUACCCACAACUCAGAGAUCAUGAAAGUGUUCUUAUUUAUGACAACAUCAAAGGGGUGGAUGAAAACAUUCAAUUUAUCGACCACGACGAGCCUGAAGCAACACAACAAGAUUCAACAAGUUACUCAAAUCCCCAUGAAGCAAAGUUUAUAGCGGCAAUGUGUCAGUACUUGUUGAAUCAAGGUUAUUUUCCAGACCAAAUCACUGUUAUUACACCUUAUAUGGGUCAGGUACUUCUUUUAAGAAGGGAAAUGCCAAAAGUAAAAUUUGAAGGAGUCCGAAUUACAGCGGUAGACAAUUUCCAAGGCGAGGAGAACGACAUAAUUUUAUUGUCAUUGGUACGAAGCGGGUCAUAUGAUAUUAGAAAAAGUAGAGGACGAAAUAAGAUUGGGUUUGUUGGUAUAGAGAAUAGAAUAUGCGUUUCGCUCUCAAGAGCAAAGAAAGGACUAUAUGUCAUCGGUAAUUUUAAGCUGAUGGAAGCAAAUAGUUCAAUGUGGGAAGACAUGGUGCGUGACAUGAGGGACAAAGGACUUGUGAAAAGAAGUGUGACGUUACGUUGCCAGAAUCAUCCCGAACAAACUGUGUAUGCAGACAAGGCUUCUGACUUCGAUAAGGUACCUAAUGGCGGAUGUAAAAGGCCAUGUGAUGGAAAACUACCAUGUGGUCAUAGAUGUCCUAAAAGCUGUCACAUUAUCGACAGUGACCACAUGAAGGCUUCUUGUCUGAUGCCUUGUAACAAAGUUAUAUGUGACUUUGGACAUAAAUGUGUACAGAAAUGCUAUCAGAAGUGUGGAAAGUGUAACACAUUUAUAGAGAAAACAGUACCAAUGUGCGGGCACAAAGUUAACAUGCCAUGUCACAUGGAACCUUCCAAAUGGCUGUGUAAGACAAUUUGUACUUUCCAAUUGCCUUGUGGACAUCCUUGCAAUAAAUCAUGUCAUGAUUGUACGUCAACCAAGACACAUGAGCAAAAUUGCCAGAAAGAUGUUACAAAGAUACUACCUUGUAAACAUACAGCCGAAAUGAAGUGUUGCGUGGAAAUAAGUUCUUAUACAUGCAAAGUGCCUUGUAGUGAAAUUCUUAACUGUAACCAUAGGUGCUCGGGAACAUGUGGAACUUGCUUUUAUGGACGAAUUCACAAAAGUUGUAAGGGCACUUGUGGUAAACCUCUACCUUGUGGUCACAUUUGCAAAUUUCCAUGCAGUGAAGUUUGUCCACCAUGCACAAGGACAUGCGAGUGGAAGUGUUCACAUAAUACAUCGUGCAAAAGAAAAUGUUGGGAGGAAUGUGAAUCCUGCAGGUACCCUUGUGCUUACACAUGUAAACAUAAAACAUGUGAACAAGAAUGUUACGAAGAAUGUUCAGAUGGUCCAUGCGAGGAACGCUGCAAGAUCGAAUUGAAAUGUGGACAUAUUUGUAGAGGAAAAUGUGGCGAAACUUGCAUAUGCAUCAUCUGUUCAGGACGUAAUUUACGAAAUGAUAUUGGUGAUACAUUUGAUACCGAUUCAGUAUUUAUUCAGCUCCCGAACUGUCAAUGUAUAUUUGAAAUUCGUCGGCUUGAGUUAAGCAUGGAACGUGAAGUUACCUCCCGGCACGGAGAUUUAUUUAAACACUGUCCACAUUGCUCGAAACCUAUAACAAAGAAUAUAAAGCGAUACUCAAAUGAAUUGAAGAGAACACGGAGAAAAAUAACCGAAAAGUAUAGAGUAGUUUUGGGUUCAGAAGCAGACAGGAGAAAAGAUGCAUUAAAGCUGAUGCAAGGAUUCAAGGCACUGAAGAAAUACGGUCUUACGGAAUUAGAGCUCAAACGUUUACUGCUACAAUUUCAAAAUGCAGAUAAUAUCAUUGGGUUGCGCAUAGCAGCCCAGAAGUUAGAUAAACUGAAGGAACUGCUUCCAAUCCUUAACGAUGUAAAAAAUCUCGACAGUUCGGGUAUAGUAUUUUCGAAGUCAAAGAAGGUAGAGCGUUUAGUUAACCCACAACUUCUUCGAGAUACUUUGAUAGAGGGAAGGAAGUUUACAACAAAACAAUUUUGGAGUGAAGUACAAAUGGAAAUUGAUAGACUGCGACUUGUUUUACGGCUAUUCAUUUUGCAAGAGUACUACGAUAUAAAGCACAAAUCAAGUAGACCUGAGAAUGUGUUUGACCUUGUCUUUGAAAUAUUAUCACAUAAAGUUUUAGACGAAAAAACGAUACAGACAUUGAAAAGAACACAAGAGACCCUAGAGCGUGCAAAGGAUAAUGACGCAGUAGACGAGAGAGUCAUUUCAAACCUGUCAUUUGAUUUACUUGUUUUAAAGAGUAGACAUGAAAAUCAACGGCCGACAAAAACCUCCACGGAUAAGAAAACAGACCGUUUUAGAUUUUCAGGGGACGUCAUGGAAGAUGAGACAAAGGAAGUUAAAAAAACAGACGAAUUAUUUAACGAAUUAAUGAAUUUUGAAAAUUCAAGUUCUAAUGCAAAACCAUCUGGUAGAGUUCGUCAACGCAGUUCUAUGACCAAAAUACAUGGUGUACCUGAUCAAAAUGAGAGUAAAAUGUCAGGAACAUCAGUUCAUUCAUUGAGUGUCUCAGUUGCAGACGCUGGUGAUAUUGCUGUCAAGGCACCUUCCUCUGAUAUAUAUUUGGGAUCUGAUUCAUUUGAACCUGUGAGUAUAACAACAUCACAAAGCUCCCGAGAAAACGAAUCUACGGAAUUAACUUCUGAAAUAGAAAUUGUCUAUAAUAAUGACUUUGGCACCCUCGUUUGAGUAUAUUCGGAAGUUAAAAAUAAACAACAACACAAAAACUAACAAACAAAAAA